GGUUGUUUACUGAAUGAUCUAUUUCUGCCUUCUGUGCGUCGGGCAAUAAACGUUGCGAUACUGCGCGUCUGUUGGUCUCGAAUAAAAGGGUGAAUGUGGUUGAAGGGAGUAUGGGAGGAGUUAGAGUUUAAAGGGAUGUAGGGGAAGGAGGCAGGAACUGAGGAGGGGUUAAAUCAGCAGGAAACAGGUUGAGGGAUGGAGCUGGUGACUGAGGUAGGGAAAGUCCCAAGCAAAGUUUGGGUUAGGUUGUCAGUUUACGGCCACUGGAAUAAUUAUUUUUCUUCUGUUUGCUAUUACAGUAAACUCUUUCCGCCUGGCUCCACUGUACUCUGGUCCACGCCUUCCUUAUCCCCGUCCAGUUCAAUUCGCGUUAAUUUGGGGUCCGGGCUUUAUAUUAUUUUUAUUAGGGGGACCUAAGCAUUGCGUUGUGUGUAGGGAACAUUAUUCAGUCAGAGAGAGGUUUUACCAUCAUUGGAGUGAGUGCACCGUCUAUUUUUUUUUGUAGGUGAUCUGUGGACAUUACCCCACAGAUAAUGUUUUGAUUGUGGGCAUUGGUUUAAUAUUAUGGGUUAGGGUUACGAUUAGGUUUGGUGCUAAUCUGGUCAUACGCACAAACAAUGAAGUUCUUGCUUGAACUCCUAGAAUUUCAGUGGACAACUUAAAAUGUAUAUAUUUGCGUAUGUUUGUACAAGCUCUGAGCCAUUGUCAGUUUGUUCACUAAAGCAUUUGAAAGAGUUGCUCUUGCACUGGACACCCUUAAGGCGAAAGUACAAUAACAACCCCCGUUUGAUGGGCCUCGCUGCCCGUUAACAAUAAAAGUUAAUGAUGAGAACUUGGAAUCAAAAAUGGCUUUAUAUUUCGGAUUCAAAUCUGCAUUAAAAUUUUUGAAUGAACAGAUGAUUUGCUUUUUUUGUGGCACUGACUGAGGGAUAUUGAUACUGUUUAAAAGUCUUAAUAUAGGAAAAGUGCUAUGAGAUCAAUUAAAGACAAGCAUGUUAUGGAACUGAAUUUGUGUGUCUUGUAUAGCUAAAGGCCACAUUCUGGAAAUGUGAAAGAAUAAACCUUCUGGAAACACUGUGUAGUGCUAUUAGCAUCAAAUGGUUUUCAAAAUACCUGUGCAAUUGUGGAGCAACCAACAAUGGAAAGACUUUGCAAAAGAAACAAACAUAUUACUGUUGUUAAAGGUGAAAUAAAUUUCCCAACCAAGCUGAAAGAAUUACAGAACUCUCCUAAUUUUGCUCAGUUUUUACCUCAAGAGCUAACUCUGAAAAUUUUCAGUGAAUUGGACAUUCAAAGCCUGUCAAGUGCAGCAAUGACAUGUAAAGCUUGGAAUUAUUUGAUCGAAAACAGUGACUUUCUGUGGCGUAAUCACUGCUUGACAACAUUGGCUGUCUGCAAAAGAGAACUACUAUGCGAUAGAGCAAGCGGAUUUUCGUGGAAGGUUACCCUGGUGAGAAAUUACAAGAAAAGCAACAUAAAACAAGCAUGGUUGAAUGGUCAUUAUAGUUACAUUCGUUCUGCAAAUGAACUUCUGCAUAAAAAUAUGUGCGAAAUGGAUGCCGAUGCAUGGGGAGAGAUAUUAGAGGCUGAAUUGGAAAGAUGAAAGCCUGGGAAUUUAGUUGUGUGGAGCAGCAUUCUUGUACUCUGCAAUCCAGAUUUAAAGUGUAAAAAAAAAUCAUGAAGGAAAUUUUGGGGCUUGCUGUGAGUUUCACUUUAGAUUCUCCAUGCUUCUGACACACUAACGCGCAGAGGCGGUCAAAUGUGUGGUGUGAUAUCCAGUGGCAUGUAACAUAUUCCUGGACAAAAUAUCUGUUAAUUUACACCACAAAUGAAUAACUUAUGGAUGACGCAGGGCACUUCUAACAGCUUGAAUAGCUUAUUUUACCAUUAAUUAAAUAUGUGAAGUCCACUGCUGGAAGCUCAUCUCCAAUUGUUCCUCUUCAGACAAAAACUUGUCUGUUUUUUGCUGUUCUGAGCACUCCCCCCUGCCCUUACUCCAGUGCCCUUCACCCUGCUCCAUUGGCCAGUGAAGAUCAUGAACACAACUCCCACCUCAGCCAUAUUAGCCCUCAACACUGAUUUCCAGUAAGAUACCCACUCCCACCCCUCUCACUCUUCACUCACCACCAUUUCCCAGCCUCAGUCAACCCUUGCCCCCAGUCUCCAGCUUAGCAGGAGUCCCCUUGAACCUACUACACCCUUCAAUAUAAUGUCUUGUCCAAUUGUAACUGCAAUAUAUCCACAGUAACCUUUCACCCCUUGCUUCUCAAUAGCCUCUGCUGUAAAAAUAUUCAGGUUUAGUUUCUGCUGUCCUUUAAGGAAAGAAAGUUUCAAAAGACUCAAGUGCCUCUGAGAGAAGAAACCUAGCCUCAUUUCCUUCUUAAAAGAGUGGCGCUUUACUUUUAAAUAGUGACCCAAAGUUCCGGCUUCGCUUGUGAGUAAACUUCUGCUCAACAUUCCCUCAGGGGCUUGUAUAUUUCAGUCAAGUCUAAACUCCAGCAGAUAGGUGCCUAGCUUCUGUAAUGUUUUCUCACAAGGCAACUAUCCUAAACCAAAUAAAAUUUUCAUGAAUUGCUUUCACCAUUCUUUAAGUUAAGAGAUCAAUAUUGUGUACAACACUGAGAUGUGGUCUCACCAAUACUCUAUGUAAGUGAAGCAUACACUCCCAAUAUGCUUAUUAAUUUGCCAUUGCAAUAAACAGGAAUAUUACAUUAAAUUCCUUACUCUCUUGCUGUAUCUAUAAACUGGCCUAUUAUGAAUCAUCCACAUUAUCUUUGGAACUCUUCAAAUUCUCCCUAUUAAUUAAUAUGUUGCCUUGUUUAUUUUUCCUGCCAAAAUGGACGAUUUCAUAUUUGCCCCGUAUUAUUGAUCAGAUAUUUGUCUCCUACUUAACAUAUUUAUAUUAUUUUCGUAGGUUUAUUAUGUCAUCUUCACAACUCCUUUACCUACCUUUGUGACCUAUACUUUCUCCAUGUGUGACACCCACCCUCCUCAACCAACCUGACAUAUUUUCCACUUCGUUGUGCUACCACCAUCUCCCAACACCUUCUAACAAUCUUCCAUUUACCCUUUUACUGGUAUCUUCUGACUACCAUCAAUGUCCAAUCAUUCCUGCUUUCUCCCCUCAGUUGCUUUGACCCUCGAAUCAUUCAGCUUCUCCCCUCCACACUCCAUGACUCAUAUUUGGAAUUAUGACUUACAUAUUUUCCAUGUGUAUUCAUAAUGGCCGACUUCAGAAAUGAAAGGCCUUUGAGUGUGCAAGUGUUCUAUAGCAAGGAACAACCUGGCCCUUGUACACUAUAGAAUUUUAUGGCCAUUUGCCCUCAUUGGUUCAAUUGGCAGCACCUAUUCAAUGCACUUUUCCAGACUUACAAACUUCUAAGUUAAAAAAAGGAUUAAGUUUAGUUAUUUUUGUGGCAUUGUGCACUUAAAAAGAUGUAAUUGUUUUUAUUUGUUGUGUUUAGAUGUUAAAAAUUAUAUUGAAUUUGAAAACCGUCUUUCUAUUGUUAGGCUACAAAUAUUUAAUACAGUGAUAUUGAAAGGUACUUAUAGUUAAGUAUCUUUAAAAAUGUUUUACACACUCUUUUAAGCACCUUUGUUUUACUUUUGAAGAGGCAUUAUCAUGAAAAUCUAAUAGUAUUGUAGUUUUUGAAUUCUUUGUCUUUUACCCUUUAAAAAUAAACGUUGAACUUGGAAUGC
Messenger RNA from Hypanus sabinus (Atlantic stingray), 3699 nucleotides. RefSeq names its product F-box only protein 48. Gene Ontology annotation, molecular function: protein binding. The transcript is spliced from 3 exons. Bases 1139 to 1603 code for a protein of 154 amino acids. Gene Ontology annotation, biological process: SCF-dependent proteasomal ubiquitin-dependent protein catabolic process. The record is from RefSeq and is a predicted model, not a curated record. Gene Ontology annotation, cellular component: SCF ubiquitin ligase complex. NCBI's taxonomy places the organism in Eukaryota, Metazoa, Chordata, Chondrichthyes, Myliobatiformes, Dasyatidae.